Molecule: messenger RNA, 4902 nt
Organism: Salvelinus fontinalis (brook trout)
Lineage: Eukaryota; Metazoa; Chordata; Actinopteri; Salmoniformes; Salmonidae
Gene: cfap20dc
Product: CFAP20 domain containing
Exons: 17
Coding region: 1961-4603 (880 amino acids)
Source: RefSeq, a predicted model, not a curated record
ACACACACAUAUUGAACAAAAAUAUAACGCAAGAUGUAAAGUGUUGGUCCCAUGUUUCAUGAGAUGAAAUAAAAUAUCUCAGAAACAUUCCAUAUGCACAAUAAGCAUAUUCUCAACAACAACAAAAAUCUCAGAAAUGUGUUUACAUACCUGUUAGUGAGGAUUUAUCCUUUGCCAAGAUAAUCCAUCCAAGAAGCUGAUUAAACAGCAUGAUCAUUACACAGGUGUACGUUAUGCUGGGGACAAUAAAAGACCUGUCACGUUCCUGACCUUGUUUUCCUUUUGUAUAGUUGUGUUUAGUGGGUCAGGACGUGAGCUGGGUGGGCAGUCUGUGUUUGUUCUAUGUUAAGUGUCAGGUUUAAUUGACCUUGUAUGGCUCUCAAUCAGAGGCAGGUGUUUUACGUUUUCCUCUGAUUGAGAACCAUAUAUAGGUAGGUUGUUUCACAUUGUUUGUUGUGAGUGGUUGUCUUCCGUGUCUGUAUGUCUACCACACGGGACGGUUUCGUUUUGUCGUUCGUGUAGGUAGUCUGUUCCUGUUUGUGCGUUCUUCGUCAUUUGUAAGUUCUCGAGUCCAGGUCUGUCUACAUCGGUUAUUUGUUUUGUAGUUUGUUGAAGUGUUUUCGUGUUUCGUCUUUACUUUAAUAAACAUCAUUAUGUCAUAUAACUAUCACGCUGCACAUUGGUCCUCUGAUCCUUCUCGCCUCUCUUCGUCUGAGGAGGAGGACGAAGUAGACAGUCGUUACAAGACCACUCUAAAAUGUUCAGUUUUGUCAUACAACACAAUGCCACAGAAGUCUCAAGUUUUGAGGGAGUGUGCAAUUGGCAUUCUGACUGCAGAAAUGUAAUGUUAAUUUAUCUACCAUAAGCCGCCUCCAAUGCCAUUUUAGAGAAUUUGGCAGUACGUCCAACCGGCCUCACAACCGCAGGCCACGUGUAACCACGCCAGCCCAGGACCUCCUCAUCCGGCUUCUUCAUCGUCUGAGACCAGCCACCGGGACAGCUGAUGAAACUGAGGAGUAUUUCUGUUUCUAACAAUGCCCUUUUCUGGGUAAAAAUGUACUCUGAUUGGCUGGGCCUGGCUCUCAAGUGGGUGAGCCUAUGCUCCACCAGGCCCACUGAUGGCAGCGCCACUGCCCAGUCAUGUGAAAUCCAUAGAUUAAGGCCUAAUGAAUUGAUUUCAAAUGACUGAUUUCCUCAUAUGAACUGUAGCUGUAAAAUCGUUUAAAAUAUUGCAUGUUGAAUUUAUAUUUUUGUUUAGUAUUAAGUCCAGGCACCACACCCUCAUAGGGUAAUUUGGCUGAUAAAUGCUGAUAUUUGCAUAUAGCACAAAACCCUGUUUUCUGGACACUGGAUGUCAGCCUAAAUAUUUUGGUUUCAUUUUGUUAAGACAUUCCUGGACUGGACCUUCAUCCUUCUAUCUGUAAAAUACUAAAGACAUGUACGUAAAAUGCAUUUUUUGGCCGUCUAGAAGCUGUCUUUUGCUGUUUUAAAGUUAAUUUCCUGCAAUUCUACACAUUUUACUAUCUCAUAUGCAGACUGGGAUAGACUGGCUAGACCUGAUCUCGUUACAGUAGUGCAGCCUCGUGCUACAAUGUAGCGUCUUGUCACCAUGGAGACACCCCGACUCAAAUGACUAGGGAACUUGACUGUGGUUUUUAGCUAGCAGACUUUGGCAUUUGCCAGUUAGCUAGUAAACAUUGAAACUCACGGAUGAAGAAUUAUUUCGAGAAUUUGCUCUGUUUUGGAACACUCCCGUGGCCAGCGUGCCGACAAUCUUUGACUGUAAAGCUAACACUGGACUGAUGGCUAGACACAUGCAUGCCGAGGUUAAAUAAAAUGACGUUAGCCAGCUAACGUUACUGUAGCCAGCUAUUGGAAGUGGUCAAAUACCAGUCCAGAAUGUUAUCUAGCUAGCUAACAUUAGUGGUGGACAAAGGAAAGAAGAUAUCCUACCUGAAACAUGUUUAAGAACGAAUAUCAGGGUGGAGCUGCUGUAGAGAUCUUCAGUGCACAAGGGAAAGAUCCUGUUGCAAAAUGGAAACUUUGUGGAGGAAAAUCAGCUAUAAAUAAAGAGUUUGACAAAGAGGUCAAGAGCUUUGUGUACAGUCUGGAGGGGAGCAGCCAAGCUAUUAAAAUGCAGAUGCCAAAGGAUGGAAAAAUGGCUCUUGGACUGGUACAGAGAUUCUUGGUCCUCCAGGUGAAUGUUUCCCAAUGUAAAGACUUCUCUACAGAGCUUGUGAUAACUGAUUUAGGUCAUCUGAAAAGGAGGCUGUACCUAUCCACGGUUCAUAAAGAGUUCUCUGCUACACCCUUGCAUGCAAGGAUACCUUUAGGUGUGAAACGCAACGUUUGGUGCAACAUGUGCAUCGACCUUGUGUCAUUCACCAGUGAGCUGUUUAAAGGUGUAGGGUUCUUAUCCCUGGAUGGAAUCACUGUCUCUGCCAGCUGUAAGUUACGGAGAAUCUUCACCAUGAAGACUGAGCCUGCAGGGGCUUCUGAUGGAGACCUAUAUAUUGGUGGAAAUGGUCCCAUGGACUCGAUCCCUCGGAGCUGCCAGUUUCCCCCUGACGUCCACCAGGUGAUCCAAGUAAUGAACAUGGAGCGGCUGAGACUGGCAGACCUGAAGACUUGCCCUCUCAACUCUGAGUCUGAUCAGUCAGGCAGUGUCAGGGUAGCCAGUGUUGCUCGAGGCCCCAAGAUCCAGCCGGACGCCUCCCACAUCGCAUUUGGGUCGAGGGUUUUAGGACCCCCUCCACUGACCGGAAGGAAGAACAGUGGACUCUCAGAGGGACAGGGACAGGACGGGAGGACACAGGACGGGAGGACACACCGAAGCAUGAAUAUGGGGUCUGUCUCUGGUGCAAAAACAAAUAGAACAGCUGCUUCAGAGAGACAUCGGGAUCAUGGAGACUGGAGCGAGAAACAACCUGGUCCCAGUAGCCAGAAGAAUGACUCUGUUUAUGAGCUGGCAGGGAAGCCAGGGAGCCUGCAGCCGCGACCACCUAAAGACAGAGCGUCAUCAGACAAGGCGGGGUCCAGGAAGCUACGGGUCCACAGUGCAGGGAAGGAGAAACUGGCGCCUGGCUCAGACGCUGGACUUAGCCACCAUGGAGACAGGAACCAACAACGUUUGACCCCCAGUGAGAUGAGUGGAGACCAAACAGCAGACAAGUUGUUGUCUCCCAGACCUAUUGACGAGGACAGAGCCUGUUUGGAGCCCUCCAAAUCUUCUCCAGAGCUUCUGUCUGGCCAGUCGACCCCUGUCCCUGACCUUCCCCCAUCACCAUUACCCCUGCAGGACUCGGACAGUGAUGACAGUGAAGGGGAGAGUGAUGUGGAUGAAGUCUCGGAGCCUCAGUUCUCAGUGGAAGACGUGUUCACCUUCUCUUCUCGGCCCCACUCAGCCAAGCGAGGCCAGGGACAAGGACAUGGAGACCAGGGACAGGUCCAGGGACAUGGAGAGACCUGCUGGACUGAGGAGGCAGCUCAGGCCGCUGACACCUACGGCCAGCAGGACACGGGAGGGCACAGGGGGGCCAGGCCAGACGACGACUUCCUAGCCAGCGAGAGUGAGGAGGAAGAGACCUCCUCUAGGUUCCUCUAUCAGAGGUCCUGUGUCCCCCCCAGCCCUGGUACUCCUGGUGUUCCCCCCAGCUCCACCCCUGGUAUCCCCGGAUCAUCAGGCCUAGAUGAGGACACUCCGCCCAGAGCACGGCCUGGGUCCAGUGGGUUCAAUGGGUCCAGUGGUGCGGACCGAACAUUUACCAUAGAGCGAACCCUAACCCACACAGACCCUGCAGGGUGUAAAACCAGGCUGGCUCCCCACACUGACUCCCAAGCAUACAGGAGAACAUUAGAGGUGCCUGGGGUGGUCCCAACCCGCUGCCGGUCACCCUGUCAGAGUACCAGGCAGGGGCAGAGACACAACAGUCUGGGCCAGUCUGGACCUGGGGGAAGAGGAGGGGGAGCGAGCCAGACUCCGGACAGGAGCAGCAGCAGGACAUCACUGAGCAGGAGAUCUCUACGAGAGAUCAUCCCCCGAGGAGACGCCACAUUAGACAAGGUGGGAGAGGGGAGGGCGGAGAGAAGGCAUGAGCCUGUUGGGUCCAGUAGCUGUGAUUUGCGUCUGUUGGACAGCCUGCGUAUGCAGGAGGAGGAGGAGGAGCUAAAUAUGCUGGCCAGUCUACGGCGGGAACAGGAGGAAGAAGAGGAGGGGGGAGGAGCAACAGGUCUCAGUGCCUCUCAGAUCCACCAAUGUAACGUCAGCAUCAGCACCAGCAGUGAUGAGACAUCCACCUGGACACACAUACCUAUGCCGGCCAAACAGGGCCAUCACUACCAGAAGGAAAUGAACCCACUCUUACACUCCAAUCCAAGGGAAUGGAUGGAUGUCCUCAGCCCUCCCAUUAUUCCUCCUAGCCAAAAGAAAGGGAAGGGGUCAGAGGGCACAGGGGACCAUCGGAGGGGACCCCCGACCAGAGGGGCUGAUGGAUCAGUGAAUGGAGGAAAUGAGGACGAGGAGGAGUACCUGAAUCUGCUCUAUGAUCCCUCUCUUAACUGCUACUUUGAUCCCCAGUCUGGGAAAUACUAUGAGCUGGUCUAAUUCAUCAAGCUUUUUGAUGAGCAAAAUGCAGGAAAAGAACAGAAUGUUCAUGUUCACUGCUGGAAAAAUAGAUUUUUUUUGUUUUACUUAAUUACGCUUUUGUGAACUAUUAAUGAGCCUUAGAAAAUAUUUAUACCAUUCUGUUAUCCUCGGGUUGCAUUUAAUAUGGAAUGGUGAGGAUGCUCUUGUAAUUAAUUGUUUAUACAGUGACUUUUUUAAGUGUUCUGUACUGUAUAGUGUGUAUGCAGUAGUGUGUGUGUCUUGUGUGUCCUCUACACAUAUUUGUGAUUAAACUUAUC